AUGGGUUGUUGCUGCAGUAAAGACGAAGGUGAUGAUGGUUCAAAGAGGAUGGCGUAUCCACGUUACGAUGCCGCGGCAGAUCGUGAUAGAGAACGAGAAUCAUUGCAAAAAAUCGUUCAACGAACAGCUGAAGAUUUCAUAAGUACGAUCAAACUUGAUUCGAAAACACUUCAAAAGAUUCAAGAGAAGAACACUCUACCCAAGUUGCAGAAUAGAAAACCACCAUCGUUAUCUCAAAUUUCAGAUGUACAAAAUACAAAAUUGAUACCGCCUCAUGUUGUUUUAAACGAUGGAGGUUUAUCUAAAGAAGACCAGAUGUGGUUACACAAAGCCAUGGACGAAAUACAUGAUGCAAUUGACCACAUCGAGGUUGAAUAUGUGGGUGAUUUGGUAGUUCCAUUAACAUAG
Messenger RNA from Dentiscutata heterogama, 408 nucleotides. The record is from the annotation of a GenBank genome assembly. Lineage: Eukaryota; Fungi; Glomeromycota; Glomeromycetes; Diversisporales; Gigasporaceae.